Centropristis striata (black sea bass) is the source of this 1930-nucleotide messenger RNA. RefSeq names its product serpin peptidase inhibitor, clade A (alpha-1 antiproteinase, antitrypsin), member 10b (gene serpina10b). NCBI's taxonomy places the organism in Eukaryota, Metazoa, Chordata, Actinopteri, Perciformes, Serranidae. The coding region runs from base 133 to 1350 and encodes 405 amino acids. The record is from RefSeq and is a predicted model, not a curated record. The transcript is spliced from 5 exons. Gene Ontology annotation, biological process: negative regulation of endopeptidase activity; blood coagulation. Gene Ontology annotation, molecular function: serine-type endopeptidase inhibitor activity.
CGCAGGCGGUGUGUCGUGGUUAAUAUGUAACGCUCAGUGCACACUUGCACUUUGUUUCCCCAAAUAAUAGAUGGGGGCUUUCAAGAGUUAUCUUUGCACAAGCUGGAUGGUAGAGUAACCAAGUCUCUAAAAAUGGUGACGCACAAAACGACGAUGGGAUUUAUUUUCAUUAUAACCUACAUGUGCUUCCUCGCUCCUGUCCACCAAGCGCACCCUCAGAGCGCCACCAUCUCAGAUCUUUCCAUCAAAAACAUGGACUUUGCCAUGAACCUAUACAGAAAGAUAUCCAGCUAUCAUGACAAGAACAUCUUUUUCUCACCUCUGAGCAUCUCUACCAGCUUUGCUGCUCUUUCAAUGGCUACUGACGGUGUCACACACAAAGAAAUACUAAAGGGACUCAACCUGCAGCAGCUGGAGCGGGCCGACCAGCCAGAAUUCAUCCCAACACUCUUUCAGCUCCUUCAUGAGAACAUCACACAGAACGGGAUGCUGAAACUGGACCAAGGCAUGGCUCUCUUCAUGGACCCGCAGUUUGAGGUUGAGAAGAUAUUCACAGACCAAAUCAAGACUUUUUUUGACGCUGAGAUCAAAAGUGUAAACUUUACAAACACCAAAGAGAGUCUCAGCUUCAUCAAUGAGUACAUCAGCAACAAGACUGAGGACAAAGUGACGGAGAUGAUUUCUGAUCUGGAUCCAGUGACCCAACUCAUGUUAAUCAACACCAUUUUCUUUCAGGGAGCCUGGCAGAAGACUUUCAACCCCAACUUCACUGAAAAUGCACCAUUCUACAUCAACAAUUAUAAUAUCAAGCAAGUGCCGAUGAUGUUUUUAGAGGACAAGUUCUACAUGAUGGAAGAUGUUUCUCUUGGUGCCAAAGUGCUGAAGCUGCCAUACCAGGCAGGUGUUUCCAUGCUCAUCCUGCUCCCCAACAAAGGCACAGACUACACUGUGAUUGAUGAUGACAUUACUGCUAGGAAGUUCCUCAGCUGGAUCAGAGGGCUGGAAAAAACCAAACUGGAAGUCAACAUGCCCAAAUUCAAGAUGGAGGAGUCAUAUUCCCUGCACAAUAUUCUACCACAUAUGGGCAUGGACAGUAUCUUUAGUAAUUCAGCCAAUCUGACAAAGCUGAGUAAGGAAGGCGGCCUCAAAGUGUCAGAGGUGCUGCACAAAGCUGUGAUCGAGGUGGACGAGACAGGCACCACUGCAGCAGCAGCCACAGCAACUGGCAUUAUCCCAUACUCCUUACCCAGGACCUUCACUGUCAACAGGCCCUUUUUCUUCUUCAUUUACCACGAAGACACAAACUGCCUGCUGUUCAUGGGCAGGGUGAUUGACCCCACCAAGAACUAGCAGGCAUGACUGUGCUGUGUGAGUCCUUGUUUGCUUGCACUUAACAUUGUGUUUAUUUAGACUUUAAAAAUGCUAAUUUGAUGCAUUUUUAAAUCCUAAAUGUAACGAGGUUGUGCUGAUUUGUUCUAUAAACCGCCCUGUAUGUGAUCCCUAUUAAUAAAGAAUUUACAUUAGUGUGCCUUUCUUUUGGAUUCAAUCAAAUAAUUUGCUGACUAAAUGAUGGAGGGUUAUAAGGGGUGGAAAUAAAUAUAUAAACACAUGACUAACUAAAUAACGAAAUGCUUAAAUAAUUGAAUAAAUAAAUAAUUACGUAAUUUAAUGAAUACAUUACAAAUUAAAGAAGACAUUAAGCAUUAAUCAGUCCUUUAAUGAAUGCAUUUCAUUAUGUAAUUUAAUAAGAAAUGUCUUAAAAUAUGACUUUCUCUGACUCCUAUUAAUAUCUGAUUUUAUGAAUAUGAUCACCCUUGAGAAAGCAGGCUGCACACCGUCUUUUGUGAUUUUGUAUGAUUGUUCUGCUAAUAAGGCAGAAUAAGACUGAACAUGUACUAGAAGAAAUAUUAGGCCUCCUAACAGUGAAGAA